AUGCCGUCAUACCUGAAACCCGGUCAAAGUCAACAUUCUGACGUCCAAGCAAAUCUUGACAGAACUAUCACCAAAUCGAGAUGGAUUGUGGAAUCCUAUCAUGGUCGUCUGAAACACUGGACGUUCUUCCGAACGCAAUUGGUGUCUAACAGCUUUAUCAAUGUCAUCGAGGCUUUGCUUCGAACCGUCACAGCCUGUCUGAAUGGUAUUAGAGGACCGAUCUACCAGAGAUCUCCAGAGAGAGAUGCCAAAGAUAGGCUAAUGGCUGAACGUAUAAAGGACCGUUUGACAACACCGAAUGGUUUAGCUCAGAGAUUCAAGACAGGUCCGAAUGCACAGGACAACGCAGCGGGGUCAUUACUCUCGACCACCCUCCUGGCGUCAGGAAAGGAAAUGUUACGGCUCAAUGUGCUCGAAGAAGCUUUGUUACAUGGAAAUGAGGAUAUGGUGAAAACAUUGCUGGAUCAUGGCGCUAAUCCGUUCAAACCCGAUGCCUUGAAGGUGGCUUCGUCAAGUGGUCACAUAGACAUAGUGAAAUUAUUACUGGAUCGUGGUAUCAAGCCGGAUAACCCCAGUGCCUUGCAGGCGGCUUCGACAAAGGGUCACAUUAACAUUGUAAAAUUAUUACUGGAUCGUGGUACCAAUCCGGAUAAUAAGGGUGCCUUGUAUCAAGCAGCGGCAAAUGGCUAUACCGGGAUCGUACAAUUAUUACUGGAUCAUGGUGCCAAGGCAGAUAGGGAUUAUAGCUUGCGUUGUGCGGCGGGAAAUGGCCAUAUAGAGAUCGUACAAUUAUUACUGGAUCGUGGUGCCAAUGCAGAUGUGCUUAGUGCACAUAUACCUGAAUUUGGAGGACCCAAGAACAAAAAAUCAUCCAGUACAUGUAACAUGUUUGGAAUAGCAAACUUUGUGCAAGCGAUCCACUGCAAUGCUGUACUGACUUUCUCAAAAAUUGAACAGGAAAUUGAGCAUCCCAUGGGUAAACACCUAUCAUAA
Messenger RNA from Pecten maximus, 993 nucleotides. RefSeq names its product ankyrin repeat and KH domain-containing protein mask-like. The record is from RefSeq and is a predicted model, not a curated record. Lineage: Eukaryota; Metazoa; Mollusca; Bivalvia; Pectinida; Pectinidae. Gene Ontology annotation, molecular function: protein binding. The transcript is spliced from 8 exons. Bases 1 to 993 code for a protein of 330 amino acids.